Acanthosepion pharaonis is the source of this 1590-nucleotide messenger RNA. NCBI's taxonomy places the organism in Eukaryota, Metazoa, Mollusca, Cephalopoda, Sepiida, Sepiidae. The record is from the annotation of a GenBank genome assembly.
AUGAAAAAGCAGAUCAUUCUCCUGGUUUAUCUGUUUCCAGUGUUUUCAAUUAUUAUUCCAUAUCUGUUUUCUCUUGUCAUUUCUUGCCUACCCUUGCUUGUUUGUCUCACUCUUCAUUACACUCUUUCCCCCAUUUCCCUCCUCCUACUUUUCUGUUAUUGUUCUGACUGUACCAAUUUCACCACUCUUCCUCCUCCUCCUUCUUUUCUUUCAGGUAAUAGUGAUGAGGUUUUUGUACAACCAAAAGUCCAGCGAGCUUUAGCUGCUUUAUUUUCUUCUUUAAUCCACGAUAGACAAGUUGUUUGUAUCGUGGGCAUUGACCGAGUUCUAAGAAUGCCUGAGUUGGUUAUGGAACCAGAGUUGGCGGCGUCAGGAUUUGUGGAGCUAAAGCCCUACAAUCAUCAAGUCGGAGGUCAUUGCUCUUUUCUGCACUACAAUGACACUACCCUUUGUAAACCUCUCACAUCACGAGAACGCUAUUUCUAUGAAACCCUGCCUACUGAUCUCAAAGAAUUUACACCAGCUUACAGAGGUGUGAUUCAAGUACAUGUUAGAGAAGAUAAUGAUGGCUAUGUGACUCUAGUUGGCAAUCCACCAAAAUAUAAAUCACUUAAGCGGUCACCAACUCGCCACCAUUCCACUAGUAGCCAUUUGGAAGGAUCCUCUGACACAGAAUCAGAAAACACUAAAAGUCUUAUUCGGACAUGCAGACAACAGCAACAGCAGAAACAAACAGAUAGAAAUGGUUCUUUUAGUAUUCACCUCUUGAGAAGUUCAAGUUUAGACUUACCCCCACGUCGAAACACAUCAUGCACUGAUAGUAAAAAGAUUGUGCAUACUGAUGAUGAUGAUGAUGAUGAUGACGAUGAUGAUGAUGAGCAAGAGGAGGAAGAAGACUAUGAAUGUGGAUUCCUUAACAAUUUCUCAGAAUUUAUUCUUUUAGAGAAUGUAGCUGCCAAAUUCAGAUACCCUUGUGUCCUUGACUUGAAGAUGGGUCCUAGACAGCAUGGAGAUGAUCAUUCAGAGGAAAAAAAACAAAAGAAAAUACUUCGUUGUAAGGAGAGUACAUCAAGUUCACUUGGGGUUCGCAUUUGUGGAAUGAAGGUGUACCAUGUAGACAAAGGGCAAUAUGUGUACCAGAAUAAAUAUCAUGGGCGAACCUUGACAAUUGAAGGCUUCAAAGAGACACUAUACAAAUUUUUACACAAUGGCAUAGAAGCAAGAUUGAACCUAAUCAAACCAAUUAUUUGGCGCCUGCAGCAACUUUAUGCUAUGGUUGAAAAGCAAGAUACAUUCCGCUUUUAUACCAGUUCACUACUAGUCAUGUACGAUGGUGCUGUAGAGAGUAGUAGCAGACACCACCAUCAUUGCUCACCAAGGCUGGACAAUGAUUCAUCAGACAAUUGCCAUUGUUGGUUGAAGCAAUUUGAAGCUUUCUCAUUGUCAAGUUUUGUUGAUCUAAGAAUAACCAAGACACACAACCCUAUCUAUCUAUCUAUCUAUCUAUCUAUCUAUCUAUCUAUCUAUCUAUCUAUCAUUAAUCUGGAUUUGCUCUUCCUUUUCCUAUCUCAACAGACAAGGCUUCUUUAG